AUGGCUGCGCUGCGUCGUGCGCAGAUGUUCCAUACGGGCGUGAGGCUUCUUGCUCCCGAAACCAUCAAAGUUCCACAAAUGGCUGAAUCGAUUACCGAGGGUACACUCAAGCAAUGGAGUAAACAGGUUGGGGACACGGUCAACCAGGAUGACGAAGUUGCGACGAUCGAAACUGACAAGAUCGAUGUGACGGUGAAUGCACCGAUGUCUGGGAAGAUUGUCGAGCUGCUGUUCAAUGAGGAAGAUACGGUGACUGUUGGUGCAGAUAUGUUUCGGAUCGAGCCGGGUGAAGGGGGUGCAUCAUCGUCGCAGGCCCCAAAGGAGGAAAAGAAGCCCGAGCCGGCAGCUGAAGAGUCCAAGCCUGCUCCCAAGGAAGAAAAAGAAGAGGUCAAGGAGAGCAAGAAGGAGGAAAAGAGUGAAAAGAAAGAGGACAAGAAGGAGAAGAAAGAAAAGAAGGAGGACAAGAAAGAGUAUGAGACACCGAAGCCUGUGGCCGGAUCGCGCGGCGAGACCAGGGUCAAGAUGAACCGCAUGCGCCUGCGGAUCGCCGAGCGUCUGAAACAAUCUCAGAAUGCGGCCGCGUCGCUGACGACAUUCAACGAAAUCGACAUGGGUUCGCUGAUGGAGAUGAGGAAGAAGUACAAGGAUGAAGUGCUAGACAAGCAAGGCGUGAAGCUUGGGUUUAUGAGUGCGUUUGCCAAGGCAUGCUGUCUCGCGCUACGGGAAAUUCCGGUAGCGAAUGCGAGCAUCGAGGAUGAGUAUAUUGUGUAUCGGGACUAUGUCGAUCUGAGCGUUGCGGUCGCGACUCCCAAGGGCCUAGUCACACCUGUGGUUCGCAACGCCGAGACAAUGAACUUUGUCGAGAUUGAACGUGAGAUUUCCGCAUUGGGCAAGAAGGCGCGGGACAACAAGCUGACGCUCGAGGAUAUGGCCGGAGGAACGUUCACAAUUUCGAACGGCGGUGUGUUUGGGAGCCUGUUUGGGACUCCGAUUAUUAACCUUCCUCAAGCGGCCGUGUUGGGAAUGCAUGCGAUCAAGGAUCGGCCUGUGGUUGUGGACGGGAAAAUUGAAAUUCGACCCAUUAUGGUUGUUGCGUUGACCUACGACCAUCGGUUGCUGGAUGGACGAGAGGCUGUUACGUUCCUGGUGCGAGUAAAGGAGUACAUCGAGGAUCCGCGCAAGAUGCUUCUGGCACCAUGA
This is a messenger RNA of Rhizoctonia solani, 1200 nucleotides long. RefSeq names its product 2-oxoglutarate dehydrogenase E2 component (dihydrolipoamide succinyltransferase). The record is from RefSeq and is a predicted model, not a curated record. Gene Ontology annotation, cellular component: oxoglutarate dehydrogenase complex. The coding region runs from base 1 to 1200 and encodes 399 amino acids. Gene Ontology annotation, biological process: tricarboxylic acid cycle. The transcript has 10 exons. Lineage: Eukaryota; Fungi; Basidiomycota; Agaricomycetes; Cantharellales; Ceratobasidiaceae. Gene Ontology annotation, molecular function: dihydrolipoyllysine-residue succinyltransferase activity.